This is a messenger RNA of Periophthalmus magnuspinnatus, 528 nucleotides long. RefSeq names its product fas apoptotic inhibitory molecule 1-like. Bases 1 to 528 code for a protein of 175 amino acids. The record is from RefSeq and is a predicted model, not a curated record. NCBI's taxonomy places the organism in Eukaryota, Metazoa, Chordata, Actinopteri, Gobiiformes, Gobiidae. Gene Ontology annotation, biological process: positive regulation of neurogenesis; canonical NF-kappaB signal transduction; negative regulation of extrinsic apoptotic signaling pathway via death domain receptors. The transcript has 4 exons.
AUGUGUAAACAGGUGUGUGCUGUGUGGGAGGUGUCUCUCUCUGACGGACUUCACAGAAUCGAGUUUGAACAUGGAACCACCACUGGAAAGAGGGUGGUCUACGUCAACGGACAGGAGGUGCUUCGCAGAGACUGGAUGUUUAAACUGGUUGGCUCAGAGCAGUUUUCCUUCGGCGUUCCUCAGAGCAGAGCUGAGAUCCGGAUCGCAGCCGUGGGAGGAUUCUCGUACGAAUACUCACUCCAUGUGAACGGACUCACUCUGCAGAAGUUCACCCAGAACCGAACCAAGACCACACAGACCUGGGACCUAGGACUGGACCGGGACCGGUACAGGAUCGUACUGGAGAGGAACACCAUGGACGUCUGGUGCAACGGACACAAGAUGGACGCCGAGAGCGAGUUUGUGGAGGACGGCACACAGACACGGUUCUUCAUGGGACAACGUGAAUUCUGCCUCAGAGCAGAACAGGGGAAAAAGAGCAUCACAUACUGUCUCCUGCUGGACGGGCAGAGAAUACACCACACUUAA